AUGGAGCCGCUCGCCGGCGGGGUGUCUCCCGUCAAGAACAACUUCCCUGCCGUGUACCAGCGCCUGCUGGGCAACGGCGGCGUCGACGCGGCGCCCGGCCCGUGGCGCCCGUGGCCGGCGUCCAGGAGGUGGAUCAACGUCGAGCUGCCGGACUGGUUGACCACGCAUGCGGCGUUCGGUGCGCACGACGCCGCUGGCACGGCGGCGUCGUCGGCUACCUCGAGCAGUAUCACAGUAAGUCCUCCCGCCAAGGCCGUUCCGACAGACGUGGGCGCGGGCGUGGGGCUGGGCUCCGCGACGGACGCCGCCCUGGAGGUCCCCACGGCGUCCCCACUGGCGUCCUUGGCGGGCGGCGGGUUCACCCUCCCUUCCAACGCCACGCCGGAGAGCAUCACGCCGGGCAGCGUGGACCGCGCGGCGCUGCGGCAGCGCACCAAGAAGCUCAAGAUGCGCCAGAAGAUCGCCAAGUUCCUCAACCUGUUCACGGUGGUGCAGUUCUCGAACGACGCGUGCGAGGCCCCCGCCGUGGGUCUGACGGGGACCUGCUACCACCACUUGCAGUGCCGCUCGCUGGGCGGGCACCCCGGCGGCGCCUGCGCCCAGGGCUACGGCGUCUGCUGCCUGUUCGAGAAGACGUGCGGCGGGACGACGCGGCACAACUCGACGUACUUCGUCAGCUCCCCGACGGCCCUGGAGGGCGUGGACGCGGUGGACGGCUACGUCAACUGCUUCAUCACGGUGGAGAAGCUGAACCCCGACGUGACGCAGCUGCGCCUCGACUUCCUGCACUUCGAGCUCGCCGCGCCCACCGAGGGCACGUGCUUGGAGGAGCGCUUCGUGGUCGUCAGCCCGGACCGGAACGCGCCCACGCCCGCCCUCUGCGGCACCAACACCGGCCAGCACAUGUACGUGCAGGUGGGCAGCGCGGGCGGCACGUACCACGACGGCCACGCCGGGCUCGUGCAGUCCUUCGGUUACCUCGGCCCCGGCCUCGGUUCCUACACUAACAACCUCAACUACGCCGUGUGCAUUCGCAAGGAGGCGGGCUUCUGCAGCGUCACCUACACCACCGAGAGCACCAACGGCACGAGCAUGCCCUUCCAACUGCUCAACGUGGACCAAGACGGGGCGCCCACCAUCCCGCCGGGGCAGGCCGGGGCGGAGGUCUUCAACUGCCCCAACGACUACAUCGCCAUCAACGGGAUCCGGCUGUGCGGGGAGCGACUCAACGACGCCUCCUUGGACCAGGACUACACGCACAACAGCCCCGUCACCGACAGCGGCAGCGGCCCCUUCGUGCUGCCGGUCCGCUCCAACGGCAACCUGACGGGCAGGGGCUUCAGCCUGUCGUACCGCCAGAUCGCCUGCAACGACGCCAGGGAGGUCGGCGACGACGCCGCGGCCAUGCCCUUCUAGAGCACCGCUCACCUAUUUAUUCUUAAUUGUUAUUAUUUAUUCAUGUGUCCUUGAGCUGCAAAUA
Thrips palmi is the source of this 1480-nucleotide messenger RNA. RefSeq lists its product as uncharacterized. Bases 1 to 1416 code for a protein of 471 amino acids. Lineage: Eukaryota; Metazoa; Arthropoda; Insecta; Thysanoptera; Thripidae. The record is from RefSeq and is a predicted model, not a curated record. The transcript is spliced from 9 exons.